Molecule: messenger RNA, 2649 nt
Organism: Oncorhynchus tshawytscha (Chinook salmon)
Lineage: Eukaryota; Metazoa; Chordata; Actinopteri; Salmoniformes; Salmonidae
Product: shootin-1
Source: RefSeq, a predicted model, not a curated record
GCGAUGCUGUCAGCGAAAAGAUCCAGUGUGCCUGAAUAGCGGUAGCAGUCAUCCAUCCCAUAUAGACAUAAAAUGCUAUUUAUUUCUAAGGCGUAUCAGUGGACUUGCCAGUUGUUGUUAGAAGUAGCCCAGUUAUUUUCUUUCUAUAAUAGGAUAUUAUACAGGCCAAGAUAUUAGAUUAGUUAUCGGCCGGGGUGAAUAAUGCUACAGUCUUCAUCAUCCGGACUGGUGCAGAUGGAGGGAUGUGGGGAAGAGGCGAGGGAUACGCAGAAAAUGCAGUGCAUGAAACUGACUAAAGAGAGAGAUGAAGCAGAGAGCCAGCUGAAACACAUCAAGAGAGUUUCCCAAAUGGUGAUCGAGGAGGUGAGCGUUCUGCAGACGCAGCUGGAGAUAGAAAAAUCCUGCAGAGAAAAUGCUGAGGCCCUUGCCACCAAGUUGAACAGUGAGAACAGGAAGCUGAAGUAUCUGAGCCUGUCGUCUCGACCCUGUCUGGAUGAGAUGCUACCUAGUAUCACAGACUGCAUGCCUCUGGAAGAGGAGACGGACACACAGGACACCAGCCCUGACCCGUGCAGCCUGUCCAACAGCAGGUUGAACAGUGAGAACAGGACUGAAGUACCAGGUACCUACCAGACCCUGUCACAGAGAUGUACCAGGUACCACCAGACUGCAUGCCUCUGGAAGACAGACGGACAACAGGACACCAGCCCUGACCCGUACAGCCAGACAGUACCAGAGCUGCAGGAGACAGUGAGCACUCUGCUGGAGGAGAAGAAGAGACUUUCCUGUCAGCUUCAGGAGCAGCAGAGACAGAUUGAAGAGCUAAAAGCCCUGGCUGAGAAGGAGCAGGCUGAAAUGAAGGAGCUUCACAAAACCAUUGAGCAGCAAAGCAAGACCAUCAAGAGGUUCAAUAGAGUGUCUGUGAUGGCUACUACAGAGUAUGAGGAGAUGAAGGAGCAGCUGGAUUUGGAGCAGAGCCUGAGGGUGAAGGCUGAGACCUACGCCCACGAGAUGUUGGUGAAGCAGAAAGAGGCUAACAGACAGAGUAUGAUCCUGCUGCAGAACGCUGACCCAAGCCUGCAGCUGAUCAAGGCUCUGGAGGACGUGGCUAAUGUUACCAAGACUCUGGAGCAGGAGAGACUGCUGCAUCACCAGAAGGUGAAGGCUCUGGAGGCUGAGCUACAGGAGUACUCUCUGAAACAGCAGAUAGCAGAGCUGCAGAGCCAGCUGGAACUGAUGGAGGAGGAGAAGAGAGAGACAGAGGGACGUCUGCAGGAAGUAGAGAAGAAGAACCGUGACCUAGAGAAAAGAGUGCAAGAGCUGCUGCAGGUCCAGCAGAGCACUGAGCCCUCACCAGGCCCUGUACCAGGGAUCGCCCCAACCCCCGCCCCUGUUCCCCAGCCCCCUCCACCACCACCCCCUCCUCCUCCUCCCCCUCCCCCAUCGCGAUGCAACCCCCUCAGCUCACUGAUUGCAAUCAUGAGGAAAUCAUCCAAGAGUUCAAAGGGGGGAUCCCCAAAGUUACAGCAAGCUCCUGAAGGAGCUGCAGAAGGAGGUGCAGAAGGAGGUGCAGACAACGUCAAAGUGAAGGCAGUCAAUGAGAUGAUGGAGAGGAUCAAACAUGGAGUGGUUCUGAGGCCUGUCAAGGGAGGAGACUCUAAGAGAGGGGUCGUAAAAAAACCUCCAGUAAUGGAAGAAAAGCUGCCACAGGAGAGUGCCAUGGAAGAACUGAAAGGCAUUCUGGAGACGGUGAAGAAGAGUCCCAGUCGGGGGUCUCAGGAGUCGGUCCCGUCCCCCCCAGGGAAGAGCCCUGUCAGCAGUGAGCUGGAGGUCAUCCUUAGGAGGAGACGUAAACAGGCCUGUGACUCUGGAGGAGAUGAGAGCAGGGACGGACAAAUAAGCAAGGUUUCGUCCUCUGACAGCCUGAACGGGAGGCACAGCCAGAGUUCCCACAGCUCCGACAGCUCUGGCAAAGAGCCAGAGGGGCCUACAGGACCAGGGCCUGGGCAGAGCCCCAGAGAGCCAGCCUCCCCCAGCGGAAGGGGCCCCGGCCCAGCCGUAGCAGCCAGGUGCAGGUCAGACUCUUGCCAAGAGCCCCAAGCAGGGUCCUGGCAGGACAGGAGGUCCCGCACUUCUUUGUCUGAGAAAGAGGUCUACUCUGAGGCACCGGUCAUCAAUGGAUGCAAUGUCAGUGGGGAGGAGCCUGAGGAGCAGAAGCCUGAGAAAUGGGCACCACAGCCCAACGGAAUCAGCCAUCUUAACCCUAGUCUGACUGUGGAGUUGGACACGCAUACCACACACUCUACCAGCCUCUCCGCAGGGCCCAACCCACUCAACGGGAGCACAGAUGCAGAGUGUUGAAGGUCGGCUACAGAGGUCCCUGGGCAACCAGGAAGGCAGGCAGGCUGAGGAAAGCUGCACAAUUUUGCACAGAAUCUCAGUUAUCUGCAGUUAGAGACACGUGAUUAUAAAAGCUUUAGGUUAUUUUAUUUUAUGCACAAACUCUCUCGAUCUGAUGUGGCUUUUGUGUCAUCAUCUAAUGCACCGUUUCCGAAUACAACCUUUUUAUUUGAUCAGUCUCUCUCUUUCUCUCUCUCUCUCUUUCUCUUUCUCUCUUUCUCUCUCUCUCUCUCUCUUUCUCUCUCUCUC